CGGCUAACGUUAGCCAACAACAUGCUUUUUGUGCUGCCUGGGGAAUAAUGUUGCUACAGUAGCCAGCUAAAAUGUGCUAGCAACGAGAGAGCUUUCAGCUAGCGAACCAAGUUAGCCAGUCUUUCCACGUCCACGCCACGCCACACCAGAGACUGAACAGUAAUGAACCUACUAGGUGCAAAAAUAUACUUCAGUGCAUUAUUCGAAUUGGCUGCUUCCGGUUGAUGUGUAGCCAUGUACUAGAUAGUUAGCUAUCCAACCUGGGAAGUUUCUUUUUCUUUUUAAUAAGUUCUUGUCAGUGUCACCAUUACAAUUCAUAACAGAACAAGAGGCUAACCAGCUUGGCAACAUCCCAGGCUCGACGCUAUCAUAAUCAUUUAGCUAACUGGAGCUAGUUACAUGCCUUCCAAGACCAUGCUUGAUUUGGUCAUUUUGUCGUGGGUCGUCUUUCUUACAAUAUUGAGCGUGUUAUUAACGGUCAUCGGGUAUGUACUGUACUCUGGAUUGUUUUCAGACAUCAACAUCCGGACUGGGUCACCCCCAAUAAAAAAUGUUACAAUUGCCUACAAAUACAAACAGGGACCAUACAAAACAUGUGGAACACUUUUCUCCGAAAGUUGCUCUAUUGGCCCGAAACUAUCCAGUAUUGGCGUGUUCUACGAUGACCCCAAACAGGUCCCGGGUGAAAAGUGUCGUUACGCGGUUGGCAGCAUCCUGUGCGAGGGAGACGGGCAGCCAUGCCAGGAGCUUCUGCUUCUUUACCAGAAACGUGGCUUCCGGAUCUUCUCCUUCCCGGAGGUCACGCACGUGGUCACAGCCACCUUCCCCCACAGGACUCCCCUGUCGGUCUUCCUGGGGGUGCAGAGGGUCUACCCCCGAAUGGACUGCUACAUCAAGGAGAGGAAGCUUUGUGCCCACCCCUUCAUUGAGAUCUACCAGGGUAAUAUGAUCCAUUUCAUGGGCCCUCUAGCGCGCCAGAGUGACUUCUAUGUCCCCGAGCUGCGGGAGGAGUGGAGACAGAAGGACAGUGAAGAUUCAGAGGAGGACAGAAGGACGGACAUCACAGGUGCAGACUCCAACAGCGAAACCAGCUCUGUGUGUCGCAUGAUGUCUGGCAGCCGUGAGUCAUCCUUGGCUCCGUCCUCAGUGCCUACCCUAAUUCACCGGGAUCAGGGAUGUGGAGACCACUGGAGUGACAGGAGCUCCGACCAAUCCUCCUCAUCAUUUGAGGAACUGGAUUUAGAGCUGGUGGAGGGUCAGGAGAAGGCAGAUGGGGCACCAGCUGAAGUCCCAUGCAACAAAACCUUAGCAGUCACCCCAGAGGAGCGAGAGGCAGUGGCUGAGGGUGAAGAGUAAAACUAGAAUGGUGAGGCUUGAUUUAUCUACAGACGUGUUCUGACAAGAGUAUUACUGAGUUGAAACAUCCAAAGGAAAGAUGGUGGCUGUUGGAUGGCUGGCUCACACAACCGUUUUCAGUGCAAUUGUGUGCCCCUGUGUUCUGGAACUGGUUCCUUACUAUGCCAGGGCCAGGCUGGGUACUGUGGCUCAUAAUUAUUUGUGGUAUCACUUAAAGAGAGGGGUUUCAGUUGGCAGGGUAUUCUCUGUCACAUCAUGCAAGAGUAGCUCCUGUGGUGCAUUAGGCAGGUAAGCAGUGCAGUGAUGCAGCACAUGGGCUGUGAAACUCUGCUGGGCUGCAGGGGAAAAAGAAAUGACAGCUGUGAUUGUGUGGUAAAAUAAAAAAAUAUAUAUAUUAACUCCUUUUAUGUUCAUCUUAAUUGUUUACUCAACAUCGUAUCUAGUGAUAAAAUGUUGAGUAAGCUGGUUUCACAGCUAUCUUGUUUUAUUUUCUCUCAACCAGCUAAAACACUAGCUAACAAAAACUUCUAACUUCUUAGUUACAGUAACAAUGCAGUCAUCCAUUUUAAAUUUUAAGCUAUCUAACUAGAUAGCUAACUAUCUAAAGGCUUGAGCUUCUAGAUAGCUAUGGAACUUUGUUUAGAACCUAAAAAGUAUUUAUAGCUGGCUUUAAAAAAAGCUAGACAACCUGAUAUCUAGCUGCCACUUUUCUAUUCCAAGCAACUAACAAGUAAUGCUUUAUUAGUUUUACUAUCAUCUUUAUUUCCAUUAUACUUGACCACACCAAAACACAAGUUAUAGCUAACAUAGCAUAACCGCCCUGAAGUAGUACCUCCAAAAGAAAUGCUUUCUAUAUAAAUAAAUAAAAUAAAUACCCUUGACGAGGGUAGCUCUAUCCUUUCUUCAGUUAUAGCCUAUAAGAACAUGUUUUUCCAUUGGUGUGGUUUUGGGUUUUAAUGACAGGGACCAUUAUCAAUUACCUCAAAUACCAGUGGCCUAUGAAAGCAUAGGCUUUCUUCUAAAUAGACUGACAGAGGAGAAUGUUGCUGACAUGAUCAUUAUAAAUCCCUUAUAUUUUGCACAGUUUUCUUUUGAAUUUUAUCUAUGUUCUUAUCACCAUUUAUCAAUUCAUAAAUAUAAAAAAGGUCUGUUCUUUUCCCAUACUUGAUAAAAUACCCUACACUUUUUUGGAUUUUGUUGAUAAUCAUUGAAGGCAAUAUACUACAAAAAUGUCCCAUAAUAUCUUUGGGGUACAUAUCAUGGAAGAGGUUAAGGGAUGUUACUCAGGUUUAUGUUUAGUUUUUGAAUACCGAUAAUAUUUUUAGUCUUUAAAAAAAUACUUGUAUUGUUUUUUGUUCACGUGUUCUGAUGCAUGUUCAUGUAUUUACUGGUUACAGAUUUUGAUGAGAUAUAGACUCACUGAGUUCUUUACAUUUCAAUAACUUCAGACAAAGCAAUGGUUGUGUUACAAUACCAAGUAGUCAUUCUGUCAAGUAACAUAAGGACAGUAUAGUCAGGACUGUAAAACAUAUCUCUAUUGAUAAUUCUAUGAGGGAAAAUAUAAUGCCUUUUUUAGUAUUUUGGCAUAUUUCUCCUGUGAUAGAGAUAUACUUAUUUCUAUAUAAGUAAAAGUUUAAUCGGAUAUCUAUGUACGGUCUACAGUAAGUUAAUUCAUAGGCAAAGAUUUUGUCUUGUUUGUUUCCAUCACAUUUUUGUUAUUGUUAUAUCGAUAAAAAACUGUCAGACUUUGUAACAAACAACUGUGGAUCUUUCUCAAUGAUGUUCAUUCUUACUUGAAAAGCCAUUGAGUGUUGGGGUGUUCAGAGGUACUUGUGGAUUGUUAAUCUGUUUUCUUUUAUUUUGUAGUAUCAUAUUGGAAUUUACUGACAUGUUUUGAUGUUUGGCCUGUCAGUGGUGACAGACUGAUAUAAAGGGUAAGAUGCCAUGUUGAGAUAGUUGCUAACUAAUAAAAUGAAUUUGCAUUGCGAAAUCAAACAAA
Anguilla anguilla (European eel) is the source of this 3355-nucleotide messenger RNA. Its product is annotated as testis-expressed protein 264-like. Gene Ontology annotation, biological process: reticulophagy; protein-DNA covalent cross-linking repair. Gene Ontology annotation, cellular component: endoplasmic reticulum membrane; replication fork; nucleus. Lineage: Eukaryota; Metazoa; Chordata; Actinopteri; Anguilliformes; Anguillidae. Bases 400 to 1356 code for a protein of 318 amino acids. The transcript is spliced from 4 exons. The record is from RefSeq and is a predicted model, not a curated record.